Messenger RNA from Hevea brasiliensis (rubber tree), 2086 nucleotides. RefSeq names its product aspartic proteinase. NCBI's taxonomy places the organism in Eukaryota, Viridiplantae, Streptophyta, Magnoliopsida, Malpighiales, Euphorbiaceae. The transcript is spliced from 14 exons. The record is from RefSeq and is a predicted model, not a curated record. Bases 248 to 1996 code for a protein of 582 amino acids. Gene Ontology annotation, molecular function: aspartic-type endopeptidase activity. Gene Ontology annotation, biological process: proteolysis; lipid metabolic process.
UAUUAUCCGCCUCCCGAGCAAAAAAGAAAAAGAAGUGUAUUCUGUUAUGUAUAACUAUAACAGCAUCCUCAGUAAUUAAUUAACAAAACCCAUCUUCUUGAAGGAAAAAAAAAAGGCCGGUCGCAGUACUACUGAUUGGUAAGUUUGUAUCCUAAUCCCAUUCCAUGGCCAUGAUCACGAAUGCCUCUUUGCAGAUGAUGAAAUACAGGUUCUAGCCGGGGAAAUAACGCGGUGGCUUCGUCUACGGAUGAAGCCACCAAAGUGUAUGAAACCCAAGAUGGUACGGCCGUCCCCAGAGUUGUGGACAAAUGAAGUCUUGUACUUUUUAACGGGCAAUAACUUCACUCACCCAACUUAUUCUUUCUUCAUGAAGUCUGGAACUUUUUAUGCAGAAACUUCCUUCAUCAUGUCAAACCAGCCUACUGUUACUGUUCUGAGAGUCUGGUUCAGAUUUCUUCUAUUUGCAGUCUGUUUAGGGGCAUGGUUGGGUGGUUCCUGGGCUUUUACAGCUUCCUCUAAUGGACUAGUGAAAAUUGGUCUAAAGAAGCGGCGUUUAGACCUUUACAGCAUUAAUGCUGCAAAGAUCACUAGAGCUGAUACUUCCUAUGAUACGGGUAUUGGAGAUACUGAUGCUAGCUUCGAAAGGCCAAAAGCUGAUCUAGUAUACCUAAAGAAUUAUCUUGAUACCCAAUAUUAUGGAGAGGUUGCCAUUGGAUCACCACCACAGAGUUUCACUGUCGUCUUUGAUACUGGCAGCUCCAAUCUUUGGGUUCCAUCUUCAAAAUGCGUUUUGUCUGUUAGUCCUACAUUGAUUACUUGCUAUUUCCAUUCCAAGUUCAGAGCAAGGAUGUCCCGAACUUAUACCAAGAUUGGAAUACCUUGCAAAAUUCACUAUGGUUCUGGAUCCAUUUCUGGUUUCUUCGGCCAAGAUCAUGUCAAACUUGGGGAUGGUACCAUUAGAGAUCAGGAGUUUGUCGAGGUUACAAGACAAGGAUUUUUAGCAUUCUUAGGUACACAGUUUGAUGGGAUACUUGGGCUUGGUUUUCAGGAUAUUGCUGUCGGGCAAGCUGCACCACUGUGGUUUAAUAUGGUACAACAGGGUCAUGUCAGCCAGAAAAUUUUCUCUCUUUGGCUAAAUCGCGAUCCAACAGCAGGAUUGGGAGGUGAGAUUGUCUUUGGAGGUCUUGACUGGAGGCACUUCAGAGGUGACCAUACAUAUGUCCCAGUAACUGAAAGGGGUUACUGGCAGAUUGCGGUGGGAGAUAUAUUCAUUGCAAACAAUUCAACAGGACUGUGUGAACACGGAUGUGCUGCCAUUGUGGACUCAGGAACCUCCUUUCUUGCUGGUCCAACUACUAUUGUGACUCAAAUUAACCAUGCCAUUGGUGCGCAAGGAAUUGUGAGCUUAGAAUGUAAAACUGUCGUCUCUAACUAUGGAAAUUUGAUAUGGGAAACAUUAAUAUCUGGGUUACGGCCUGAAAUCAUAUGUGUGGAUAUUGGACUUUGUGUAUAUAAUAAUGGUUCUAGUAUUGAAACCUACAGGACUGUUCUGGAGACUUUGGUAGAUGAUCAAGUUGCGAAUAAAUCAACUGUUGAUGAGAGUGCCCUAUGUACUUUCUGUGAGAUGAUUGUUUUCUGGAUUCAAGUACAACUUAAACAACAGAAAGCAAAAGAAAAAAUAUUCAAAUAUGUGGAUGAGCUGUGCGAGAGGCUUCCAGAUCCAAUGGGAAAAUCAUUCCUUGAUUGCAAUGACAUCACGGGCAUGCCACAUGUUUCAUUCACCAUUGCAAAUAAAUCCUUUCCGCUGUCUCCAGAACAGUAUGUUGUUAGAGUGGAGCAGAAGUAUGCUACAAUCUGCCUGAGUGGUUUCACUGCAUUGGAUGUGCCUCCUCCACAAGGUCCCCUUUGGAUUCUUGGGGAUGUCUUCUUGGGAGCAUAUCACACUGUGUUUGACUUUGGUAAUCUUCGGGUGGGCUUUGCAAAAGCGGCCUGGUAGUCCACUUGAGUUUUUUUUGGCUCUAUUCUCCAUGUUUGAAACGAUUAUGAUGCAUACAUAGAUAAGCCUACUUUAUUAUUAUUAUUAUUA